This is a messenger RNA of Serpula lacrymans var. lacrymans S7.9, 345 nucleotides long. RefSeq lists its product as uncharacterized. The transcript is spliced from 2 exons. Bases 1 to 345 code for a protein of 114 amino acids. Lineage: Eukaryota; Fungi; Basidiomycota; Agaricomycetes; Boletales; Serpulaceae. The record is from RefSeq and is a predicted model, not a curated record.
AUGGCGCACUCUGACGACAAAUACGACACUAGCUACUCUGACGAUCCCAGCGAUUUCAUCACCACUGAUACAAGCUGUCAGACAGCAUCAGAACACACUCUCCAGAAACAAGGUAAUCCCCCUAGACCUGCCCAGAUCAAGUGGACCAAUUCUCAUACAGAUAAACUGGUUGAGUGGCUGGAAAAGCACCCUAAAUGCAGAUAUGUCCUCUUUUCAGAUUCUACUACUGUUGCGAAAGAAGAGAACCGAGAAGUGUUGAAGACUACCAAUGACGACCUCCGUAUUGCGGUUGAUCAUCAUUGCAAACGAUUUGGCGAAGCAGUCCAAAAUCGUCUCACAACAUAA